UCCGCCACUGAGUGCGGACGUGUCGGCGCGCGCGGUACAAAUAUUUCGCAUUAAACGCGUUUCUCAUUGAAAAUAUGAAUUAAAACUGUCGUUAAACGAGUUUAGUUGUUGUGAUUAAGAUUUGUUUUUUCAGUGACUGUGAUAAGAAGGGAGAUACGGUGUGUUUUCCCGCUGUUUCUCAGCGAGAUUCUUUCAGGAUGGUGUAAGAUGAGCGGCGGCUGAGCGUCAGCGGCGAUGAGCGCGCCCGAGCCGCUGGUGCUGGAAGCGCUGCAAGGCCAUGUCCAGCAGCAUGACAAGUGGCCUGGGCCCAGAGCCGUCAAGAUCUUCGUGGCCUCCACUUACAAGAAUUUCCGGGAAGAACGGCGCCAAGUGUUGGAACUGGUGGGACCAGAGCUGCAGACCACAUACGAUGACCGGUAUAUCGAGUUUGAGUUCGUGGACAUGCACUAUGGCACAGACGGCGGCGACGAGGCCAACCCCGCGCUGCUGCGGUACCAUCUCGACGAGAUACGGUGCUGCAAUCAGACGUCCAAGGCGGGGUUUUUCCUGUGUUUUAUCGGCGGGAACCCCUCUCACUACCACCCGGUGCUGCCAUUCACGAUUGACGCAGAGAGGUUCGAGCAGCUGGUGAAGAGCGAUGGCGCUCAGUCGGCGCUGAUAAAGGCAUGCUACAAGCUCGGUGAUGGUCGCUACCACCUGGAGGGAGAUGAUAAGUGGUACAGCGAUCUACUGGAGCGCGACGAGCAGCGGAAGCGGCUUACGGGGGCGCAGAGAGCGUUUAACAACUUAGCGCUCGAAGCGCUCGAGAGGGGGAGCGACGUGGCCGACUUACUACGGAGCCCGGUGGAGAUACAAUGCGAAUUAGCUUUGGAACUACUCAAAAAUGGGAAACAUCCGGAAGGAAUGGUGGCAGUUUUCAAAGACAUUCCCGAGUCGAAAUCAGAUGACAAACUAAUAACAAUUACAAUUGAAAGGUUAAAAAAGCUACAAAAGAAGCUAGAAGACAGUUUACCUGCGACGCAUGUAAUAAGAGUGGGGCCGUCCUCAGCUGAGUCCACCCCGACUGACCCGGGGUCAGACGCGGAGGAGAAACUGUCCCCGUUCAGGGACAAGUUGCAGACGGUCGUGAGUUUGUUAGUAGACGAUAGCCUAAGCACUGAACCUGAUCAGGGGAAGGGUAGAAAAAAGACUGUACAGGAAGUUUUCUUAGAACACAUAACGCACCUUAGGAUAUGUAUAGAGCAUAAUAAGAAUUUUAAAGUUAACGCUAAGCAAAUAGAAGACACAGCGAAGAGUAUAUUAGACAACGCCAAAGAGUACUACGAAAGUAGAUCUAGACAUCCACCCGUGCUUAUCCAUGGCCCGGACGCUUCGGGGAAGACGACACUAUUGACCCAUCUAUACUUCAAAUGUGAAGAGAUAUUCCCAAAGCGGGUACUACGGAUAGUGAGAUUCUCGGCCGCCACACCGCGAUCGGCCUACAACUUAGAACUUUUGCGAGUUAUGUGCCAGCAGAUAUCAAUAAUACUGAACAUUCCCGAGGGGUACCUCCCCAAAGACGCCAGCUUCGAUCCUCUAUACAUAAACAAUUGGUUCCAAAGUUUGCUGAGAAGAUGCGAGGAGAUGGAGAACGAGAUCCUACUAAUAUUCAUCGACAAUAUCCACAGGGUGAAUCCUCUGGAGUGUGAUAUUGUGACAGGGUUGUCUUGGUUGCCCAUGUCAUUGCCUCGUAACGUGUUCCUAGUUUGUACGAGUUCGGUUCCUUUGGAGCAGCUGCAGCUGACUCCGGCUCAAAAGGAGAAAUUCAAGGUUCAGAACUGCUACCAUUUAUUAGACGCGAUAGACGACACGACGGAGAACUGUAGCUCGGAACAAUUCAUCGAUGGUGCCUUCGAUAACUUAGAAGUGGUGUUCGGUGCUAAAGCGUUUAGCAAACUUGCUGGUUAUAUAACUUGCUCUGAGUUUGGUCUGACGGAGUUAGAAUUACUGGAACUGCUGAUGCCGACGUCCAACAGCGAUGCUGUCAUCACGCUGCAUGAUGCCAACUUCACCUUUUCAACGCUAGCUGUGGCCAAAUACAUGAUGAAGACAAUAAUCAGCGAGCAAGUAGUUUCGGGUCGCAGCACGUGGCGGUGGCGCGCGGCCGCGGCCGGGUCUCGCGCGCGCCGCCGCUACAUCCGCGUUCAGAGCGCGUUACGCGACGCUCACUCAGACCUCGCCGCCUUACACUUCGCCAGCUUCCUACAGGACGCUGAGGAGAAUGAUACGUCGGAAACUCAGGAACCUGGUUGCGUGGCAGACGACGACGCGUUACUCGAUUCCACACCGUUCCACUCCGCCAGCCGGACCGCGGCCGCCUUCACGCAGCGACACGUUGAAGAGUCCUGGCUACAUCUCCUCCUAGCCGGGGAUUUCAGCAAGCUGAAGGAUCUGACUGUGUGCAACUUCGAUUUCUUGUUGGCUGCAGUGCAGACAGUGACGAUAUCGUAUCUCCGGUGCAUCCUGGAGCACGUCCGCUGCUACAUCCUGGACCGCGACGUGGAGCUCGUGUACGGCGCGGUGCGGAAGGCCAGCGAUAUACUCACACGGGAUCCCAUGCAGCUGGGCGCUCAGAUAAUUGCUUGGCUGCGACCAUCUGUGGCGCGACGCGGGGUGCUGGCGACGCUGGUCACCGCCGCCAUGGCGUGGUGCGACGGAUACGAUAAGCCGCUGCUUGUGCCUUUGAAUGGGUGGCUACAUCCACCGAUAGCGUCGACCGUGCGUGUAGUGUCAGCUGGCGCGGCGAGCGGAGCUGGCGUCAGAUUACUGCAGCUGGCGCCAUCAGGACAGCAUCUCGUGCUGGCGCCAGCGACUGGCGACCCGCAGUUGUGGCACGUUAUGUCAAAUUCUCGGGUGCAUACGUUCAAAGGUCAUUCUGGCAGAAUACUUUCCAUGUGUGUGACGCGGGAGUCGCAGUACCUGCUCACAGGGUCUGAAGACACCAGCGUCAUAGUGUGGGACCUACACACAUUGGCUGUAAAGACUAAAAUACUGGAACACAUAGCGCCAGUACUGUGCGUGGCGGCCAUCGUCAAUCGUUCGCUCGUCAUCAGUGGGGGAGAGGACUCUGCGGUAAUAGUCACCAGUCUAGUCGAUGGAGCUUUGGUGACAAAACUAGACCACCACCGGGGUCCAGUGACUGAAGUGAAGGUGAUCCAAGAUGGCGAAAUUUUGGUGACGUGCUCACAAGAUGGCACCGUGUGCACGUGGAACGUGGACAACUUCACUCUGCUCAGCACUGUGAAUGCCGGCGCGCCGAUCCAUGCAAUGACGGUGACAGAUGACAACGUGUUCCUAGUCACACUUCAGGGUGAUAAUGAGCUCCAUGUGCGAACUUUUAUCACCGGUACACAUCUACAUUUGCUGAAGAGGCAUAAAGCUAAGGUGAAAUGCUUUUGCGUGGGCCAUGACUCCUCCCGAGCGGCGGUGGGUUGCGCUGACCAGAGGAUCUACAUAUACAGCCUGCACAGCGCGCAGCUGUUACGGACGUUGGCGGCAGCACACGACCUGGCAGCAUUGGCCAUUGCUGACAAGGACCACUUCUUGUUGGCCGCUGGUGGCAAUCGUGUGACAAUUUAUUCAUUCCAUACGGAAGACAACUUGACAAACUUCAGGCCGACCAAACAGAUGAGCCGGCGGCAGACCAAGUCAAGAACUAACAUUACUCUGUUGCAGGCCGAACAGAACGAGCUCAUCCCGAUCAGCUGUCUCGAAGUGUCUCGGGACGGCCAACUGGCGGCCAGCGGUUGUGCUCGCGGCCUGGUGCGAGUCUGGCAGCUGUCUACUCACAGGCUACAGGCUACCCUCAGCGGGCACAUGGGCCAUAUCACCUGUGUGACCUUCUCACCCAAUAACCUGCUCGUACUGAGCGGGUCCGAAGACAGGACAGUGGUCGUUUGGCAACUCGCUGAUAACUCACCGUCGCUGACUUAUAAGGGUCACCAAUCAGCUCUGCAAACAUUACUAAUGAUGUCGGACGGUCGUCGCGCGAUGUCGGGCGAUCGCUCCCGUCACGUCCACGUGUGGCUGGUGGACUCGGGCAUCGUGCUGCUUUCCGCCACCUGCCCCUCCACUAGCAUAGACGUUACGCUGAAUAUGAAGUAUGCGGUAUUAUCCGACGGCGAUAACUCUGUCCGCAUCUGGGCUCUCGCGGAGGGUGAUAUAAGCGAAGAGAAGAGGUCCGUGUCGCACGCCGAGAGAGUGACAUGUUUCGCGCUGACGGCGGACUCCCAACACAUCGUCACUGGCUCCUGUGAUAUGUCGCUCAAAGUGUGGCAGCUCAAUGGCGGGAAAUUGUCUCAAGUGCUAGUCGGUCACACGGACAUAGUGACGUGCGUGGCGGUGUCGAUAACGAACAAGACCCAGGUGGUAUCCGGCUCUUGGGACUGCAACCUCAUCGUGUGGGACAUCAACACCGGCACCGACCUUCACCUGCUGUCCGGACACCUGGGAAAGGUCACGUGCGUCAAGGUCACAGGCGACGGAUCUAUUGCUGUCUCAGGUGCCGAAGACAAGACCCUAAUAAUUUGGGAGACGAAACGUGGGUUAGCACUGACGUCACUGGCGCUGCACGUCCCACUGCUGGGCUUCCAAAUCACUAGCGACUGCUCCAGGAUCGUCGUACAUUUGUUGGACAGAGGUUGCCUGCCAAUAAUCUGCCUGCACAACACGCCGGCUACGUACGUCAAGAUUCCGACCUACGCCGCGCCCACCAAGGACGCCGACGAACUCCGUCCUCUGGCGCCGAAGCGACCGAUGCGUCGUCUGCUCAAGAAGGAGGUGUCACUGGACACGUACACGUGGCAGAAGAAGUACGCCCAUCUGACCUCCGCGGCCAUGAUGGCGCAGGUGGACGAACGGCUGAAAAGAAGAUUCUCAGUAUCGGCUUCGAUGGAGGAGAUCUCCAAAAUCCAGGAGGCCAAGAACAAAGACCUGGGCUCGCAGGUGAGCCUGGGCCCGGAGCAGGCGGCGAUCGCGCAAUCGCAGCACUUCGACCAGCUGGAAGCUCUGUGGAACAAGAUAUCGCCGCCACGACGACGGUCCAACAAGUCGUUGUCGAAGCAGAGUUCUCUAAUCGAGAGAGUGGACUCUUCAGACGAGGAUCACACUCCUGUGGAAGAACAAGAACACAUGGUGGAGUAGAAAGUAUAAUUUUAUUCUUACUACUACUAUCUAUAUUUAUUUGAAAGUCGAGCUGGUCUCAUAUUUUUAGUUUUAGUUAUUUUUGAUUAUUGAAAAUUAUAGACGUUUUCCCGAAGUGCUAACAUAUUAUUUAUUUAGG
Molecule: messenger RNA, 5320 nt
Organism: Aricia agestis (brown argus)
Lineage: Eukaryota; Metazoa; Arthropoda; Insecta; Lepidoptera; Lycaenidae
Product: NACHT domain- and WD repeat-containing protein 1
Exons: 31
Coding region: 235-5181 (1648 amino acids)
Molecular function (GO): protein binding
Source: RefSeq, a predicted model, not a curated record